This is a messenger RNA of Dovyalis caffra, 585 nucleotides long. The record is from the annotation of a GenBank genome assembly. Lineage: Eukaryota; Viridiplantae; Streptophyta; Magnoliopsida; Malpighiales; Salicaceae.
AUGGCUAGCAAUCAUGGAGUGAUUCAGAGGCCAGGCAUCGUGUCAACACCAACCAAACCGGCCGAUUCCGAGGAUUCGAUCGGAAAGAAGCCUUACGAUUCCGAACGACCGGAGUUCAAACUAGUAUGCCCUUUCAGCAUCCCUUCAAGCCCCGAAGCAGCUUCUCUCCGAAUUAUAAAAAACUUAGGCCACUUUGCGUUGCACUACACACAUUUUGUGUGGAUUGUUCUGUUCAUCACCCUCAUCCCAGUACGUAAGGUCUCUCUGAUUUAUUUGGUCAUUAUGACUUAUGUGGCAUCUCUUUACCUACUGUUACUUCGUGCCCUACCAAGUUCUUACUUGCUACACAAGGUUAUUAGUAAAAAUAUAGUGCUUGGCUUGAUAGUUAUUGCAACUAUGGUUGAGCUCAUAGUAACAGAAGCUGGCUUGCAUCUUGUCAUCACCUUAGCAGCCACGAUUCCUAUUGUUCUGGUUCAUGCUGUUUUGUGGGUUAGAGAGGAUUUCUGUGUUGAGGAUGGGACUGCUGCUGCUGCUGCUGCUGGGGAUUUGGUUCCUCUUGCUGAUGAGUCAACGGCAAUGGUGUGA